AUGUCUCACAAAGCUUCUCCCGUUUCUACUUCUCCCGUUUCUGCUUCAUCUAUGAAGAGCCCAAACACUCUUAAAGUCAAACGUCCUAUUGCAAACUUUCAUUCAAGCAUAUGGAAGGACCAUUUCCUUUCAUUAUCAUCCGAAGCAAUGAAAAUAGAUGGUGAAAUGGAGGAACAAGCUAAAGAGAUGAAAGUCAAAUUGAAAAAGAUGUUAUUGAUUUGUAAUAGAAAUCCUCUCAAGAUACUAAAUCUGGUUGAUUCAAUUCAGCGGUUAAAUGUAUCUUAUCAUUUUGAGAACGAGAUUCAUCAAAUCUUAGAACAAAUAUAUGAGAAUUAUAGAGAGUUCACAAAUAUUGAUGAUGAUCUUUAUACGAUCUCUCUUCUAUUUCGACUCCUUAGACAACAAGGUUAUAAAAUUCCUUGCGACAUAUUUACGAAAUUUGUAGAAAGUAAUGGAAAAUUCAAAGAAUCACUUGCGGAAGAUGUUAGAGGAAUUUUAAAUCUAUAUGAAGCGGCACAUAUGAGGAUACAUGGAGAAGAUGUUCUUGAGGAAGCUCUCGAUUUUAGUGUCAAACAUCUAAAAAAUAUUAUAUCCAACUCAAGCUCAAUUUUUGUCGCUGAAGUUAAGAGCGCCUUGAAAUAUCCCCUAAGAAAAGCCAUUCCAAGAAUGAAGGCAAGAGAGUACAUAUCGAUAUAUCAAGAAGAUCCUUCACAUUCUAAAACUUUGCUUACUUUCUCAAAAUUGGAUUUCAACCUAUUACAGAGACUUCAUCAAAAGGAGUUGAUAGAAGUCAUCAGGUGGUGGAAGGAUUUAAAGGUCGAAACCAAUUUUUCUUUUGCAAGAGACAGAAUUGUUGAGUGCUACUUAUGGACGUUAGGGGUAUAUUUUGAGCCUCAAUUCAGUGUUGGUAGAAAAAUAUUAACCAAAGUAACCGCCAUUUCUUCAAUUUUAGAUGAUAUAUAUGAUGCCUACGGAACAUUUGAAGAACUCCAAGUCAUCACUACAGCUAUUCAAAGGUGGGAUAGAAGCAUGGUUAAUGUACUCCCCGAGUACAUGAAACCGUUUUAUAUAGCAAUGUUAGAUGUUUAUAAAGAAAUUAGUAAAGAGAUAGACAAGGAUGAAAGUUCACUCCACAUUCAUGUUGCGAAAGAAGAAAUAAAGAAACUAGCGGAAUCCUACUUUAAAGAAGCUAAAUGGUUAAGCAAAAAUUACAAACCAAAUUUUAAGGAGCACAUGGAAUUGGCAUUAAAAACAACAGGUUAUUCCUUGCUUAUAAGCAUUUCACUUCUCGGCAUGGGCAACAUGGUAACGAAUGAUGUACUUCAAUGGGUUUCUAGAAGACCUAAAAUUAUUAAAGGCUCAACGAUCAUUUGUAGACUCAUGGACGACAUCGUUUCCCACAAGUUUGAGCAAGAAAGGGAACAUAUUGCUUCUGCGGUUGAAUGUUACAUAGAGCAAUAUGGUUGUUCAGAGGAAGAAGCUUGUGUUGAACUUCAUAAGCAAGUGGUUGAUGCAUGGAAGGAUGUAAAUGAAGCAUGUCUUCGUCCAAUUGCUGUUCCAAUGCCUAUUUUAAUGCGGACAGUAAAUUUUUCAAGAGUUAUGAACGUGAUUUAUUCAGAUGAGGAUGGAUACACAAAUUCAAAUGGCAAAACAAAAUUUAUUAUUGAAUCUCUUCUUGUGAACUACGUGCCUUGUUGAACAUCUGUAUUGACAAUAAAUUUUGUGAGCCUAAAAUUUAUGGCUUAUUUGAAUA
Messenger RNA from Cucurbita maxima (winter squash), 1753 nucleotides. Its product is annotated as (+)-gamma-cadinene synthase-like. Lineage: Eukaryota; Viridiplantae; Streptophyta; Magnoliopsida; Cucurbitales; Cucurbitaceae. The record is from RefSeq and is a predicted model, not a curated record. Gene Ontology annotation, biological process: diterpenoid biosynthetic process. Gene Ontology annotation, molecular function: terpene synthase activity; magnesium ion binding.